AUGUCCACAACCAGCAAUGUGCCCGGUGCUCAUGCCCCAGCAAGUGUCCAUGUCACCCAGCCCCGGUAUCCGGUGACUUCAGAAAGCCACAAGCAACCUUCGGGGACAACCCCUUACCCACCCUCCUCGACAGUGGUCCAGUGUGAUACAGGAAGAACAAACUUAGCGCAGCCAUUCCUAGUGUACCAGAAUGCAGCGGGGGUGACCGGUGCACAGAGCCAGCUCACCGUGCUCCAGCCUCCAGCAGGAGGGCCCGGUUUGCAGACUUCGCCUGGAGUGACCCAGUACCCCCUGGGAACAGCCCAUGUCCAGACCCUGCCUGGAGACCCUGAGAAUCCUGCGAUCGCCAUCCCCGGGCUGACACCCACGUCAGGCCAGUCCCCAUCGAACAUGGCAUGGAACAUGUCAUUUGCAUCAUUUCCUGCAUUUGAUCCCAAGAAAUUCAUCAAUGAUGAGGUCAGAACAUUAGGGGCCAUCCAGAUCAUCAUUGGCCUGAUGCACGUUUUCUCUGGGAUCAACCCUCUGCUGUAUUCCAAGCCUUCUGUGACUGGACUAUCAGGGUAUCUGUUCUGGGGAGGAUUAUCCUACAUUGCCUCUGGAUCCCUGUCUGUAUUGGCUGAGAAGGACACCAGCCCAUGUGUGGUGAAUGGCAGCAUCGCCAUGAACGUGGUCAGUGCGGUCUUCUCCCUGACGGGCAUCUCCAUUUUCAUUGCAGAUAUGUCCAUUCAAAGGGAGAUUAACAUGAAGGCCUACGUGGGUAGUCUCCUGCCCUUUGUCCUCUUGGAGUUCUUCCUCACAUGUGUGGUCUCGCAUUUUGGAUGCCAGGCUGUCUGCUGGAGACGCUUUGAGAACAUGACAAUAGGUUCAAGCAUAUUCAGCUUCAACACAGCCAACAUGACCGCCAGCCACGUCUACACUACUGACAUCCCUGUCAAUGCUGCCACCAGCCCUGCCAACCCUACCACCAGUCCUGCCAAACCUAGCUACCCUGACAACGUUCCUCCUGAACCGACGUACCAAGAUGUACCUGAUUAUGGCCGGAGAUAG
Marmota flaviventris (yellow-bellied marmot) is the source of this 1047-nucleotide messenger RNA. RefSeq names its product membrane spanning 4-domains A18 (gene Ms4a18). The record is from RefSeq and is a predicted model, not a curated record. Gene Ontology annotation, cellular component: plasma membrane. Gene Ontology annotation, biological process: cell surface receptor signaling pathway. NCBI's taxonomy places the organism in Eukaryota, Metazoa, Chordata, Mammalia, Rodentia, Sciuridae.